UACAUGCGGAAGUUGACAUUUAGCGCCAAAUAUUGAGUCGGAAAGUGACAACAGAGACGCUUUAUUUUAACAACCAUGGAUGUUGCUCGCAAAAUUAAGACAAAGGUGUCCGCUGGCUUCAAGAUGCGGGGGCUGAUACUACGACCUGAAGCCAGCAAAUACCUACUUGAUGUCCUGGAGUCUGUCAAUGCUACUGAACUGGAUGACAUUAUUGAAAAGGUCCUGGAUGCAGUGGAAAAGCAACCAUUGUCCUCUAAUAUGAUAGAGCUGUCUGUGGUGGAGAGUGCUGUUCAGGAUUGCACUCAGUCUUGUGAUGAAACCAUAGAUAAUGUUUUCAACAUCAUUGGAGCCUUUGAUGUGCCCAGAUACAUUUACAGUGUGGAGCGGAAGAAAUUUGUACCCAUCAGUAUGACAACCCAUACAGCGUCCAGUCUGUGUGGUUUGGCCAGAGACAAAGCUGAAUUCUUCAGGGAGCGCUACACCAUCUUACAACAGCGUAUACAUCGGCACCAGCUCUUCACCCCUCCUGCAAUAGGAGCUGCUGUCGAAGAGGGUCAAAACAAGUUUCAGCUCAAGACAAUUGAAGCACUACUUGGCAGCACAGCUAAACUGGGAGAGGUGAUAGUACUGGGGAUGAUCACACAACUGAAAGAGGGUAAAUUUUACCUGGAGGACCUUAGUGGAACCGUACAACUGGACAUGUCCAAAGCACAGUUUCAUAAUGGCCUGUACACAGAAUCCUGCUUUGUGCUGGCAGAGGGUUGGUACGAGGACUCGGUUUUCCACAUCAAUGGCUUUGGUUUUCCACCAACUGAGUCGUCAUCAAGCACAAGAGCAUACUAUGGCAAUCUCAACUUCUUCGGCGGUCCAUCCACCACUUCAGUGAAGGCCUCCGCCAAGCUGAAGCAGCUGGAGUCAGAGAAUGAAGACGCCAUGUUUGUCAUUGUCUCUGAUGUGUGGCUGGACAGCGUUGAAGUGAUGGAGAAGAUCAAUGUCAUGUUCUCAGGCUAUGCUUCAAUGCCUCCAACCUGUUUUGUUUUUUGUGGAAACUUCUCUUCUGCCCCAUAUGGAAAAACACAGAUCAAAUCACUCAAAGAGUCAUUGAAGACACUGGCUGAUGCUAUAUGUACCUACCCCAGCAUUCACAGCAGUUGUCGCUUUGUGUUUGUUCCUGGGCCAGAAGACCCCGGUCCUGGUGCCAUCUUGCCACGGCCUCCAUUGGCAGAUCACAUCACGGAGGAGUUCAGGGAGAGGGUGCCAUUUUCAGUGUUCACAACAAACCCAUGCAGGAUCCAGUACUGCACGCAGGAGAUAGUCAUCAUCAGAGAAGACCUGGUCAACAAGAUGUGCAGGAACUGUGUCCGUUUGCCCAAUAACAAUCUUGACAUUCCAAACCAUUUUGUUAAGACCAUCCUAUCCCAGGGUCACUUGACUCCACUGCCUCUGUAUGUCAGUCCCGUAUUCUGGUCGUAUGACUACUCCAUGCGGGUAUACCCAAUCCCUGAUGUCAUCAUCUUUGCUGACAAAUACGACCCAUUCAGCAUCAAAAACACAGACUGCCUCUGUGUCAACCCGGGUUCAUUCCCAAAAAGUGGCUUCACAUUUAAGGUGUACUACCCAUCAAGCAGAACCAUUGAGGACAGCAAACUUCAAGGACUCUAAAGAAAAUAAAUGGAAACAGAAGGGGAUCCGUGGAAAUCGUUUUGUACAUUGCUUAUGUAUUGUACUGUUUGUUUUAAAUAGAUUGAUAACAAAUUGCUGUAAUUUUAUGCAUCUGUGUAUGUUCUGUCAUUAAUAAUAAAGAUUUUAUUCUUGAAA
Molecule: messenger RNA, 1818 nt
Organism: Eleginops maclovinus (Patagonian blennie)
Lineage: Eukaryota; Metazoa; Chordata; Actinopteri; Perciformes; Eleginopidae
Gene: pole2
Product: polymerase (DNA directed), epsilon 2
Exons: 19
Coding region: 76-1662 (528 amino acids)
Biological process (GO): error-prone translesion synthesis; DNA-templated DNA replication
Cellular component (GO): epsilon DNA polymerase complex
Molecular function (GO): DNA binding
Source: RefSeq, a predicted model, not a curated record